Hyalella azteca is the source of this 2348-nucleotide messenger RNA. RefSeq lists its product as uncharacterized. The transcript has 3 exons. Bases 202 to 1188 code for a protein of 328 amino acids. Lineage: Eukaryota; Metazoa; Arthropoda; Malacostraca; Amphipoda; Hyalellidae. The record is from RefSeq and is a predicted model, not a curated record.
UUUGUUUUCUCACUUUUCAGCUGGUUCCAAAUAAAACGUGCGUUCCGGGUUCACUGAGUCAAGUCUCCUGAGAACCGAAUAUCCACUUCUUUACAACAGUCCAGUGAGUCCACUCUGCUUCUGGUGCGAGUGGAGCCUGCAGCUGCAGUGAAAAAGUGUUGCCGUUAUUUUGCAGAAUAUUUCAAUGCUACACACCUGAACAUGGGAUCUCAAUUACAAGAAAGUCACGUCAAAGACACCAUCCCUAGUAUUGAGAAUGAAGCCACUGAUGUCGGACAAAGAGAUUUCGUUGCAAGAGGAGUGUACAACUUCCUUAGUCAGCUGGAUAUUCCUGAGAAUCCGUUGUGGAGAGGUGAUUCUAAUGCACCAUCCAUCAGUGACAUGCUUCAAGAAAUUGUUUUACUGAGAACUACUAUGAGGCCUUCUGACUCCUUGGAAUAUCAUGAAAAAUUGUAUUAUCUUAAACUAAAAUUCAUUCUCACUGCUAACUUGGGAGAAGAUGAAGGCACCUUAGAUAUGGCUUCAACUAAGAACGCAAUUAAUAAAACGUGUAGCAAUUUCACACGGGAAGAACAAGUCACCAGGAACUUGUUAGAUGCCAUCAACCAUCUUGAAGCUAUAAACCAGGAUGGUGAGAGCAAAGGCUUACUGGAUGUAGAAGAAUGCAUUCAAGACACUCAUGAGAUCUUGAUGAACAAGUUAUUGUCAUCUAAUAAACUGGGCGAGUUCUCUACGGAAGAUCGAUUUGCGCAUUAUAACGGCAAAAUACACUACUAUCCGCGCUUUUAUUCCACUGAUGAUGCAUACAAACACAUUCUUCAGAUGGUAGACACAUACAAUAGCACAGUUGAAUAUAUUAAAAAGUCUUCUUUGGAACCUAAGCUAGAAAUCUCAUUGUAUUUCCGGUGUGCCGCCUGGUUGCUUUAUAAUUUUGUAGCUCUUCAUCCUUUUUCUGAUGGCAACGGCAGAAUGUGCCGGCUGCUGGCUAGUCAUUGCCUGUAUCUGGUAUGCCCGUUUCCUUGCCCCAUUUACAACGUGUUCGCCCCUACCACCCGUAACGACUAUCUAGAAUCAGUUAUCAAAGCACAAGAAUCUGGAGGCAGGAAUUUAGGCCCCAUAGUUGCCUUACUUGUGGAAUCAGGAUGGUACACUUACCGGGAAUUGCUAGGUGUGAAUGCAUGCAAUUAAAUAUCAAGAAAUCAACCAAGCAGGGUGAACAUUCCAGCAGAAGAUUUUAUUUUAGCCUUGAAACCCUAUUCACACAAGGUGGCAGCCGAAAAACAAGGUCCGUAACAGCUUCCAUUGCAGUUACGAUUACGAAAUUGCACUGAAAGAGAUCUUGUAUAGACUCGAGGGAAUAACAACCACGAUCCUAGUACGGCGGCCUCUAGUGCCACAGGAAAUCUCUGCAGAAUCGCUUUGACUUCCUGUAAGAACGCACUUCCAUCUCAAGGGACCUAUUUUUCUAUUAUCAUAGGCUGAAAACUGGAUCUAAUUUACAAGCGAGGUAUAAAUCUGCAAUAGUUUACCGUGUCUCUAUUUCUUUGUAUUAACUAUAAACACCACGUAUUAACUAUAAACACCACGUGCCUCCAUUCUGGAUUCCUGGUUACUUCCAAUUCGAGAAAAUUUUUAUUCCUUUGCAUUUAUGAUCAGAAACUUCACGUUAAUAACGCUUUUACUUCUCAUCCGCAUAAAAUUUGUAACAGAUACGUAGGCUUUUAACAGGUCCGUUCCUUUUAAUUUCUCAACCAUUUCAUUGUCUUUCAGUAGUCGAUUUAAGUAAUGGUUUUGUUAUGAUGCUAAUAUGUUUUACUGGAUGUGUUUCCUCUAGCCCAAGUUCUUGUAGAGUAGUGCUAUUCAAUCAAUUCAUGGCAACUAUUUAAUUUGGACUGGAGCUGAACGCCGCUGAAUUUUUUUUAAUGCAGCUAAUUUGGAAGAAUGCAGCUGAAAGUAUCUUAUAGCUUCAUUCUUAACAUUUUGACAGAACCAUGGAGCUGGUUUGCAGCGAUUUUUCUUGUCAUUAUCUUAGUUAACUGAUUCUUGCUUGUAUUCUUGAAUUGUAUCAUUUAUCCGGUUUGCAUUUUUUUUGCCAAUAGACGAUUACAAGCAUCAUUAUUCCGAAGCUUGUAAACGUUGGUAAUUCGACUGCGUUUAUUUUACGGACGAAGGAAAAUUAUUACUCCAGCUGCUGUAACUAAUAGGAGUUCAAAGGACGUUUAUGUAUUCUUCAAUUAGUUCGUCUUUGUUCGUAUGUUUCGUUGGUGGAAACUUCUUGAAGAAAUAUUGCCAUUGAUAUCGUACUGAUAAUAAUUAUAUUCACUACAUCAAAUAAAACGAGGCUGUGA